UGUAUUGAAUUAUGUGCCAUCAACGUUCCUUGGUUUCGACAAAGAAGGAAGCUCAGUUCGCUUGUUGCCACAGGGUACUGUCGAUUACAAAGGUCUCCUUUUAUCCAUUAGGAAACUAGACCUUACGAAAUGUUUAAUCCUUACAUAUGAAUACGAUAUAAGACAGAUGAAAAUGAAUAAUAAAAAGACUGGGAAAAAUGCAGAUACAUUUGUAUUUAUAUUAGACUACAGCGGUUUUUCUCUGAGACAAGUUGCAAGCAAGUCAGUGAUGAAUAUCGUUUUUUAUUUGGUUCACGUCUUUGAAGCAAAUUAUCCAGAACGGUUGAAGAAAGCUUUUCUGAUAAACAUUCCCCCACUAUUUUCGACCGUGUUCUCUGCAGUAAAACCUUUCUUGGCUGAAGAAACAAGAGAAAAAUUUCUAUUUUUUGGCAAAGAUGGAUGGCAAGAAGAGCUGUUGAAAAACAUUGAUGCAGAAGUAUUACCAGCAUAUCUUGGUGGAAAGCGCACAGAUAAUGAUGGAGAUCCCGAAUGCGCGUCCAUAAUAGCUCCAGGUGGUGUCAUUCCGCAAAGUUAUUACCUUCAAAAUCAACCUCGUCUCUUCAAAAAUCCAGAUUCAGUUGAAGUUACAAUCGACUACAAAGCUGUCCAUCUGAUCGAAAUCCAUGUUCCUAACGAGACUUCUCUUCUUGAAUGGGAAAUUGAAACAGAAGAUGUCGAUAUCGGAGUUGGAUUAUUUUACUUGAAUAAAAUAAGCGUUUCCAAUGAAAAUAAAGAAGUUUACCCCGCAGAGGAAAUAUUACCCUCAGAGAGAUUGUCAUGUAACCCCGUAUCUGAUGUCGGAUGCUAUAUGUGCGACAAACCUGGAAUCUAUAUUCUGCAGUUAGACAACAGUUAUGGAAAAUUUCAUCGGAAAACAAUAGCUGCUUAUCGAAUAUCAGUUUCCCCUUUGUCAAAAAAGUAUGAAGUUUUGACUUCAACUUAUUUCAAACCUGCAAAGAAAAACUGACGUAUCAUUUAUUCCUUGCUUAAAUUUCAAUGCAUUGCUUAUUUUGUUUAACGCCAUCGUCAUCGUGAAGUGUAACAGUUUCAUUUUCAUUCAAUUCAUGUUUUUACUGAAAAGUGCAAUUCAUAUUUAUAAAGUAUCGGUUACGUUUUGCUAUUGUUUCAAACUGUGAAUUUUGUAUUAUAAAUAACGUAACUGAAAUAAAAUCGUUUUUUAAAAA
Uloborus diversus is the source of this 1223-nucleotide messenger RNA. RefSeq names its product retinal-binding protein-like. Gene Ontology annotation, cellular component: cytoplasm. Lineage: Eukaryota; Metazoa; Arthropoda; Arachnida; Araneae; Uloboridae. The record is from RefSeq and is a predicted model, not a curated record.